This is a messenger RNA of Yamadazyma tenuis ATCC 10573, 1401 nucleotides long. The record is from RefSeq and is a predicted model, not a curated record. NCBI's taxonomy places the organism in Eukaryota, Fungi, Ascomycota, Pichiomycetes, Serinales, Debaryomycetaceae.
UUCAGUUCAUCAACUUGACUGGUAGCAGGACUGGAAAUAAUAGACUAUGGAUAAAAUGUAUUCUCAACAAGUUUUCGAUCUUGUUACAGGCCCGAAAAUUGGAAGAGUGUUCCCAGAUGGUUGACCAGUUGAAUAAAAAGCUUUCCAGUGUAUCGGAAGUGACACGGAACUCAUAUAUUUUGGAAGUAAUUGCGUCUGAGAUUGAGCUUUUGUCUCUUUACAAACCCCUCAAUGUGGCGAGAUUGAAUUACUUGUAUAAAAAAAGCAUGACAAUUGCCUCUCCAGUUACGCAUCCACGAAUAAUGGGAGUCAUCAAGGAAUGUGGAGGGAAACUUGAGUUUUUCAAAGGUCACUAUGAGGUCUCAAGAGCAAACUUUUAUGAUAGUUUUAAAAACUUUGACGAAUGUGGAGCCAACGAAAAGGACCAAAGUUUCAAGUACUUGAUUUUGCUUUCCGUCAUCACCGAAAAUCAAUUCAAUCCGUUUGAAUCUCAGGAGACUCAGCACUAUGUCCAACAAUCAGAUUUCCAGAAAUUGUUAGUGAUGAUUGAAUGCUUCAGUGAGCUCGACUUGAAUACCUACAAAGAUUGCUUAAAGGAGUUGGGGGAUGAUGAGUUUUUCUCGGAUGAGAUCUUUAUUCAGUCAGCUCAAAUCAUCCGGGAAUUGAUUGUAGAUAAGAUUCUUUUGAACUUUUUCAAGUCAUAUUCUCUCAUAACCUUCAAGUUCAUUCAGGAUUCUCUUCGAAUAAGUGAGUCUCAAUUGCAAGAUAAACUCCUAGCUCUUGGCUGCUCAGGAAAAUUGGGCUCCGUCAAGGUCAACUUUAUAGAUAAGGUGAUUGAGUCUAAGGCCUCAAACUCAAAAAGUCUCCACUACCCACCGACACUCGACUCAAAGCAAAUUCUCACUAAUAUGAAGUGCUUAAGCUGUGUCGGUUUUCUUAGUGGGCCUGCCACUAUUGAGGAUGAUGGCAUGAAUAUCGAUGAACCAAGCGGUGAUACCAGUCCGACUGGUUCGGGCACCAACGAAGAUAGUGUCGUUGAGACACCUUUGGUGCCAACCCCGAAGCCUGUUGAGUACAAUACCAAUUCAGUGACUAGCCGUUUUCUCUUUCUUUCGAGCAAGACUGAUAGGGAGAAGGAUAUUCUUACGAUAGUUGACCACUGGUUUGGUAUUUUGAAAAGCUCUUUUCCAGAACCUUUUAGGGUUGAGUUGAGUACAAUGGACCAGAUUUUCACCGAACAGAGACUUGGUCAAAGUAACCCAGAUGUCAUCGUCCAGCUUCAGAAUAACCAAAGCGAAAGCUUUGACCCCAAAGAAAAAAUACGGCUUCUUCAGGUUUGGUGUAAAGAGUUGUUGAACAACUUAAAUAAUACUUAGUUCAAUUUAAUAAAUGAGGUGGCUG